Molecule: messenger RNA, 1281 nt
Organism: Rotaria sp. Silwood2
Lineage: Eukaryota; Metazoa; Rotifera; Eurotatoria; Philodinida; Philodinidae
Source: the annotation of a GenBank genome assembly
AUGGGUAUUUUACGACAUCGUCGUUUUCGACGUCAAGAACCUGUGCCAAAUAAUGAUGACUAUUAUACAGAUUAUGAUGAUGGUGAUGAAGGUGAUGAAGAAAAUACCUCAUCAUCAACUACUAUUUCAUCUGCAGCAGGUCUUCCACCAACAAGCACGGAAAAUCAAUUUGAAAAGGCUAAAGCAAUCGUGCCACCAUGGGCCACAAUAAUAAUUGUAAUUAUAAUACUCCUCACAUUAGCUAUGUGUUUGGCUUGUUGUAUACGUCGUACAUGUCGGAAAUUAUGGAAAAAGAAAGGUGUCAAAGGUGGCAAAGGAAUCGAUUUACAAGCUGUCAAAACAUUUGGUUUACACAAAGAAAAGGUUCAACCUGAUGUUGAAGAAUUAACACCAAAUAUGGAAGACAAUGAAGAUGCUGACUCAAAAAAAAGUGAAGCACCUAAUUUAGGAAAACUAGAAUAUUCACUUGAUUAUGACUUUCAAAAACAAGAACUUAAAGUUGAAGUUAUACAAGCUCAAGAAUUACCAGCUAUGGAUAUGAGUGGAACAUCUGAUCCAUAUGUUAAAGUUUAUGUAUUGCCAGAUAAAAAGAAAAAAUUUGAAACAAAAGUUUAUCGAAAAACAUUAAAUCCUGUUUUUAAUGAAACAUUUAUAUUUAAGAAUUUGGCCUAUGGUGAAAUAGGUGGAAAAACAUUGGUAUUUGCUGUUUAUGAUUUUGAUCGAUUUUCAAGACAUGAUCAAAUUGGUGAAGUACAAAUUCCACUUAAUACAGUCGAUUUAGGAAAAGUUAUAAGAGAAAUUAAAGAUUUAACGCCUCCGCCUGGAGAACGAGAAGCGGAAAAUAAAUUAGGUGACAUUUGUUUUUCACUUCGGUAUGUUCCAACAGCAGGUAAAUUAACAAUAACAAUACUCGAAGCUAAGAAUCUCAAAAAAAUGGAUGUCGGUGGUCUUUCUGAUCCAUAUGUUAAAUUAUCAUUAAUGAUGAAUGGUAAACGUUUGAAAAAAAAGAAAACAUCAAUUAAAAAAUGUACAUUAAAUCCAUAUUAUAAUGAAUCAUUUACAUUUGAAGUACCUUUUGAACAAAUUCAGAAAGUGCAAUUAGUAGUUACUGUAGUCGAUUAUGAUCGUAUUGGUACAUCUGAACCUAUUGGAAAAGUUGUUUUGGGUUGUAAUGCAACUGGUACUGAACUACGUCAUUGGUCCGAUAUGCUUGCAUCACCACGACGGCCUAUUGCUCAGUGGCAUUCUCUUAAAGAUCCUGAAGAUGGCAAACCAUCAUAA